AUGCGCGUAUCAACACUCCUCUCCCUUGCGGCGCUUCCCACCGGCAUAAUUGCCAUCACCAGCACAACCGUCCUCACGCCAGUGGAACAAUCACCAUACUACUAUCUGGGAUGCUAUCCUUACACUGCCGAAACCGCCAUCGGGGCAUACGACAUACCGAACAUCGCCACGGGCUACAAUAAUGGCAACCCAGUCGACUGCCAAAUCGGCUGUGAUCAGCAAUUUCAUGCGCCUUACGUCUUCAUGUAUGGCACAUACUGCUACUGCCAGGUCCGCGAGUUCGAGUUCGACAUCCACCAGCCGGGUGGCGCUCCGGUCGACAAUUCCUUCUGCACCACGCCGUGCUUCGUGGACCCCAACGCCCCGUGUGGCACAUUGUCCAAUACGGAUGCUGGGAGGUAUGUCACGGUGUACGGGAAGUACGGUCCCAGAGCAUCCUUCAGCCCGCGCGUGUCGUCGACUAGCAGCACACGACCCUCGGUGACCACGUUGUCGAGCAUCAGCACGUUGGCCUCAUCGUCAACAUCACCGAUACCUCAAAGCAGGUCUCUGGUCCCGGUACCUCGGCCUCCAUACUCAUACCUCGGGUGCUACUCCUUUGUGAGCGUCCAGUCGGGUGCAAUUUGGCAGUUUCAAAGCACUGCAGUCGGUGAUCCGGUAGCGUGCCAGGCUGCGUGCGAUGCUGCCGGGUCGCCGUUCCUGAUGAUGCUAUUUGACUCGUGUUAUUGCCAGCCUGCGAGUGCUGGCAUCAACGCACCACCAGGUCUUCCUGCAGCUGAUUCAGAGUGCAGCAUUGCCUGCCGCAAUAGCCCUGGCUCUCCCUGCGGUGGCUCAGCCUCGGGGCUGUUCUACACCGUAUUAUCUUCCGGAAGGGUCUUUGGCAAGUACAUCAGCAUCGGCGCUAUCCUCGGCUGGGGCCUCUACGCGAGGACCUAUCAUGUUCACCCCAGGCCCAGUCCCGACAUCAUUGAUAGCACCUGGGAGCUUGAGCAUCUCUACAAUAUCGAGGUCUUCGGCAGCCUCUUCAUCU
Colletotrichum chrysophilum is the source of this 1030-nucleotide messenger RNA. RefSeq lists its product as uncharacterized. The transcript has 2 exons. The annotation marks the transcript as partial. The record is from RefSeq and is a predicted model, not a curated record. NCBI's taxonomy places the organism in Eukaryota, Fungi, Ascomycota, Sordariomycetes, Glomerellales, Glomerellaceae.